UUUCUGACUUGUCUACGGACUUGUAAAACUCGGUAUGACUGACGCACACGGCUUGCUAGCUUGCUGCCCGAGGGGCAACUCUGGGAAGCCUAGAUUCAUAAACCACCAGCGGAAGCAGUAGCAAGAGCAAGCGCAAGCAAGCACCGACCGGACAAAGAAUUGGCUUUUGUAUCGGGGCCUAGCGCGGCCUCCAACACGGACAUCCCGUCCCUGAGACCGGGGCCAUCUUCCGAUAUCGCUCUCGCGAGCAGUACGGACUGCGUCACUUUAGUGGUCAGCCGCGCGUGCACCCCUCGAUGUCUGGGGGGACGAUAGCCCAGCCUGACGCCCGGGCCGCUCUCGGCUGGCGUUCGACUCUCGAUGCCCGCCAGCGAUGAAUCUCUUGCCUGCCAGUCGGGUUUUAAGUAGAUCUCGUAUCAGACUGGGGUGUUGUAGCAGAAAGGUUAGUUUGCAGCUGCGUCGACGGUUCGUACCGCGAGCUACUGCAGGUUCGCCGGAAGCUAGUCUUCUCGGCAGGUUAGCAGUCGCUGGUAUUGUGUUUAUUACCCAUAGUUUAUUCCUCGUCCAUGGUUGCUUUUUCCUCUUGGGAUCCCAAAGAUAUAUAGGACACACGGUUCCCUGUCGGCCUGUCACUGACCUGUCUAUACCAAGUCAUAUCUUGCUUUUCACUCGCUCAUCUUUCUUUUCUCACAAACGGUCCAGCUUGGCUUCUCUCUUGCCCGUACACGCUUUCAUUGGAGUAGUAUGGACCCGUCGAGACUGUUCUAUUCGACCACCGCUGACUCGAUCGACGCGGCUACACCACGAACUAUGCCUACAUCGCUGGACGCGAAUCUACGCGAGUACUACAGGAGCAUUGCCUCCAGUGCGACUCCACUGUCGCUCACGCCCGUCGCCGGCCAGCGGCAUUCCUCGAUCCAGCCGCCGUACGAGCCGCCGCGGUUAUGGAGCUAUACAUACUCGUGCUCCUGCGGCAGCUUUCACCCCGUCGAGGCGUGCACGUCGCUGGGGAUACACCGCAACGGUGGUUUUAGAUCGCCGGCGAGUAGGUUGCAGCGGCGGCGGCCGAAUCAUGCAGAGGACGAGGGUUAUGUGUCUGAGAAGGACCGCUGAGAUCGGUUGAUGUACGAGUGUUUAUUAUUUGCUUGUUGGGUUUUAUGUGUGGAGUUUACGGCCAUUUGCUUUUGCUUUCUUUUCUUUGUUUUGUA
Myxozyma melibiosi is the source of this 1208-nucleotide messenger RNA. RefSeq lists its product as uncharacterized. NCBI's taxonomy places the organism in Eukaryota, Fungi, Ascomycota, Lipomycetes, Lipomycetales, Lipomycetaceae. The transcript is spliced from 2 exons. Bases 374 to 1123 code for a protein of 249 amino acids. The record is from RefSeq and is a predicted model, not a curated record.